Messenger RNA from Aspergillus puulaauensis, 1926 nucleotides. RefSeq lists its product as uncharacterized. Lineage: Eukaryota; Fungi; Ascomycota; Eurotiomycetes; Eurotiales; Aspergillaceae. Bases 1 to 1926 code for a protein of 641 amino acids. The record is from RefSeq and is a predicted model, not a curated record. The transcript has a single exon.
AUGGCGACAUAUAGCAGUUUUUAUGAGGCUCCAGUACUGGACUACCAGCUUGGCAUUAAAUCUGCCCGCCUCCCGCAAGAGGUCUUGGACAUGAUCAACCAGUACCUUGUUGGCGGCAAUCCCAAGGCUCCAGACUUCAUGGGGGAAGUUCCGGCACAUCUGUGCCGGGUAAACUCAAAGUGGUGCAGCACCUUUACGCCGAUGCUUUAUGCUAACUAUCGGUACGAAGGUGAUGUCAACCGAAUAGGAAGCCUAUGGUGCUUCGCCCGCACUAUUGUAGAGAAAAAGGAGCUUGCUUCUCUGGUGCGAGAAUUAACCUUUACCACCAAGUUCACGAGCAGGCAUCUUGGAAAGAAAACGAGAGAGGGUGCCUUUGAGAUACUGCGACGGUAUAAGGAUACAUUCCAGAAAUACUGUCAGGGCUAUCCAGCCAGGAAUGGAGACUGCUCUAUUCCUGACGACAUGACCCUCGCCUGGUUUUCCGAAGCAUGUCCACCCGCGCCAGAGAUUUUGAGUUGGAGGGAUUCGGACUACGGGGAUGCGGACUACGGGCAUGAAGAUGAAGAAGAAGAUCAAGACCCCCACCACCUAAACGAGGAUAUAUUGCAUGAAUGGUAUAUUUUCUCCCAUUAUGAGCACCAUCGAUGGUGGCUCGAACCGGUCCUGGAGUUCUUCACGGAAGAGAAAGCCAAGUGCGCAAAAAUGAUGUUGAGACAGAGGUCCGAAUUCUACACCCACCUCGGGAACGAUGUCGGUUCUAAUCAGGAUUUCCAAAUGCCAUUGAUGGCAGUCAUUAUUGCGCGGUGCCCGAAGAUUGUCCGUCUGAGCAUGGACACUUGGGAACAAGAUCCAUUCCUCGAAGAGGUGAUGGCGAUGGCAACCGGGGAGCGGCCUCUUCUACAAAUCGGCCGGCCCUUGGCGAAUGUCGAGCGUGUCCGAGUUGGAGGCCCGGCUAAUUCAUUCAGAUCCCAUCGUGCCAGUAUGUCACAUUACAAGAGCUACUGGUCCCUGCCCAAAUUAAAAGAGCUUGUGAUGCUGAAUGCAGAUAUCAGCGCCGACUUGGAAAGCCAAACCCCGAGUGGCAUUGAACACCUCACGGUUCAAAGCGAGGAUUUCCUGCAACCACAUCUAUCAACGUUGUUCACAUCUAUCAGUAACCUCCGCUGUCUCACACUGGGGUUGCAGGUGGAUCAUACAGUGAGACGGUGGUACCCUGACGCGGAAACUGGGGAAGUUCUCCCAGAUGGCCCACACCAAUAUCUGAGAGUGUGGCGGAUUAUCUCCCGCCUGAAAGACACCCUAUGCUUUCUAGAAUUAUACCAAGACAAACGUGACUUCGGACUUCCUCCAAGCGAGAGUCUGCCAGUAUUCGCCACCGACCGCGGAUGGAACGGCGGCGAACUCCCACACUUCUGCCCGCCCCUUGGUGAAUUCACCAAGCUACGACAAUUGAAUAUUCCUGUGCUGGGCCUCCACGGGCAUAACUGCGAACACGAAGAGGGUACCAAGUUCGGAAACCACUUGCCCCCGAAUCUCGAGUCUCUGGGGCUCUACGCCGAUGGCGGGAACUGGAUGGAUCGACAUUUCUGCGCUCUGGAUCAUGAGCUCGAGAGCAUUGCGGUCGCUGGCUCGAUAGGUCGGGGCGGUAGUCUACGGGCUAUUACCUGUGAUUUACCUACCGGUACUGCUACUGGGUCAAGCGUCACAAAGCGGAUGAAAGGUGCCGCCCUUGAGAAUGGGAUUAUGUAUAUCCCUAACGCGAAGAACUAUCUGUUCUAUGGCGGCCUGCAUACGUUUUGGGCGUGCUGCAAUAUCACGCAGUUUUCAAGGGACAGUUGGGCGGAUGAGAGUUUCAUCGAAAGGAAAGAUCCAGGGAGGGUCAUUCCGCGUGGAAUGACAGUGCAUGGGUACAAGGGCAGGCUGUGA